Messenger RNA from Aspergillus chevalieri, 534 nucleotides. RefSeq lists its product as uncharacterized. The coding region runs from base 1 to 534 and encodes 177 amino acids. The record is from RefSeq and is a predicted model, not a curated record. The transcript has 2 exons. Lineage: Eukaryota; Fungi; Ascomycota; Eurotiomycetes; Eurotiales; Aspergillaceae.
AUGGUCUUCUUCGGGUGCAAAUCCGUCCCCUUCGACCCGAAGCAGGAUAUCCCGCCGCUCAACGGCAACGUGAUUCUCGUGACAGGUGGCAACAUCGGCCUGGGCAAGCAAUGUAUCCUUGAAUAUGCCCGUCACCGACCGGAACUCAUCUGGCUGGCAGCUCGCAACAUCGAAAAGGGCCAAACCGCGGCCGAGAAGAACCGGCAACAAAUGCGCUUCCUGGCUCGCAAAUACCCACAAUUUACCUGCGCGACUAUCCAUCCGGGCGUCGUGCGCACAAACCUCAUGAACAGCGCCACGGGGUCGCCGCUCGUUAUCCGGCUGCUGGGAAAGGUGACCGAAUGGACUGUCACCCCGAUCGAACAGGGAGUGCAUGAUCAGUUUUGGGCAUCGGUGUCCAAGGAUGUCAAGAGUGGCGAAUAUUACGAGCCCGUGGGGAUUUGGGGACCUGUUUCGCCGUUGGGAGAGGAUGAUGCCCUGGCGCAGAAGAUUUGGGAUUGGACCGAGAAGGAGCUCGCGAAAUAUGUGGUGUAG